Mauremys reevesii (Reeves's turtle) is the source of this 1510-nucleotide messenger RNA. Its product is annotated as cytochrome P450 2J2-like. NCBI's taxonomy places the organism in Eukaryota, Metazoa, Chordata, Testudines, Geoemydidae. The record is from RefSeq and is a predicted model, not a curated record. The transcript is spliced from 5 exons. Gene Ontology annotation, biological process: xenobiotic metabolic process. Gene Ontology annotation, molecular function: oxidoreductase activity, acting on paired donors, with incorporation or reduction of molecular oxygen, reduced flavin or flavoprotein as one donor, and incorporation of one atom of oxygen; heme binding; iron ion binding. The coding region runs from base 237 to 1082 and encodes 281 amino acids. Gene Ontology annotation, cellular component: cytoplasm; intracellular membrane-bounded organelle.
UUUCUCUCACGCUCUGUCUCUCCUGUCGCUUUAGAUUCUAGGCUCCUCCGGUCAGGGACUCAGUGUUGUGUAUCUGUCAAGUGCCUACCAUAAUGGGGGCCUGAUCUCAGUUGAGGGCUCUGAGCACAUCCAUAAUACAAUUAUAUAUCAAUGUGGUUUAAUAAACGCAGUGUCUUCAGCAGAAUGCAUGUAGGUGUAUUAAACCGCGAGAUGCAUGUUUCUAAAACUCGGCUAAAAUGUAUUGUGGUCUCUUUGUAUGUCAAAAGCUGUAUAACUCCUUCCCCACCAUAAUGAAGUGGAUACCUGGACGCCAUCACACCAUUUUUAAAAACUGGGAAAAUUUGAAGUGUUUUGUGAGGGAAAUAAUAGCAAAGCACAGAGAGGACUGGAAUCCAUCUGAAACCAGAGACUUCAUUGACUGUUAUCUGAAGGAAAUAGCAAAGGCCGAUGCCGACCCGAGUUUCCAUGAAGAAAAUCUCAUAUUUUCCACACUGGAUCUUUUUACUGCUGGAACUGAGACAACGUCUACAACCAUUUACUGGGCUCUGCUGUACAUGGCCCUAUAUCCAGAUGUUCAAGAGAGGGUGCAAGCGGAGAUUGACGCAGUGAUUGGCCAGUCUCGCCAGCCAGCCAUGGACGACAGAGACAACAUGCCAUACACCAAUGCAGUUAUUCAUGAAGUGCAAAGGAUAAGCAACAUCUUGCCUUUCAAUGUGCCCAGAACGGCAACUAGUGACACAACACUGGCCGGAUUCUAUGUGCCAAAAGGCACCAUUUUGAUUCCCAGUUUGACAUCAGUGCUGUUUGACAAGAGUGAGUGGGAAACGCCUCAUACUUUUAAUCCUAAGCACUUCCUGGAGGAUGGUCAGUUCAAGAAAAGAGAAAGUUUCCUGCCAUUCUCUGCAGGAAAGCGUGGUUGCCUUGGUGAGCCGCUGGCUAGAAUAGAGCUGUUCCUGUUCUUCACUGCCCUCCUUCAGAAAUUCACAUUCCAAGCUCCAAAGGACGUGAAGCUAAGCCUUCAGUUCAGAAUCGGACUUAUUCUCGGUCCACAGCCAUACCAGAUCUGUGCAUUGUCUCGGUAGGGAAAGCCAGGACAUUUUUGUCAUUGCCCCAUUUCUCAAAAUAAUUAGGGUUUGCUGUGCUUGUAUAUAGGGCUGCAUCAGCAGUUCACUAUGUCUCCAAAUUUCCCUGCCUGCUUCCAUUCUUAUAACCCAACAGGGGACCAAUAUCAGCAAUUGGACGAUUUGGGAACCUGAUAUUGGAAGGGGCUGGGGCUGUGAUGAUACAUCCUACCAUGACAGCAGCUCUUCCUGAUGUCCCUGUCACACCAGUCUGUGUGCAUGCACACUCAGGAUGGCCUAAGUAUUCUCACUCCUAUAUCUAUUUGGUUGAAAAAAGGUAAGGAUAUUUCAUGAUUUCUUUCAAAAGGAACAUUUUGUUUCAUUUGCAGUUUUUCAUGAAAUAUUUAGUUUUUCAAUGGAAACUUUUCAAAGCACUUUUUUUUUUUAAU